AUGAAAAGCAAUGGGACUGAAAUGCCCUCGCAUUCCGGCGGUUUACCCAAGGAGCAGGAGCACGCUAUCAUUGUCUCCGCCCUGAAACGGGUAAUCCGCGGUGGCGUUGGCACAAACAAUGCACCCUCCCAGCCACCGCCGCCGCCGACGCAGCUCCCAGAAACGGGUGGCACCGAUCAAAUUGUGAUACCAUUUUCGGAUUGUGAUGACACGUGUCAGGUAUGUAAUAUGGAGAUGGAUCGUUGCCUUGGCUGUGGUUUGUUCCCUCCAAGGGAGCAAGACAAAGGUAAAAAGGUGAAGACGAGCAAGUACAGGGGAGUGCGGCAGAGACCAGGAGGAAAAUGGGCGGCGGAGAUUCGGGACCCCCGUCGCUCGGUUCGCGUUUGGCUCGGGACUUUCCAGAGGGAGGAGGAGGCAGCCAGGGCUUAUGACACGAAGGCCAUGGAAUUUCGCGGAGCUGACAGAGCCAAGCUAAACUUCCCGCCAUCCUCGGACACCGGUACUACCAGUGGAGCAAUGACUGAUGAGACCAAAGUCCAAACAAGUCCAGUUGGAGAGAGCAGCACUGCUGAGGAAGAAGAAGAGGAAGAGAUGGAUCGGUGAUCCGUCUCAUCUGGGACAUAUGCUUAAAGUUAAGAUAGAUGAAGAAGAUGGGGGACCAAGUGAGAUUUUCAACUUUUUGACGAUUGUGUUGGCGAAUAAUGUUGAUGACCUCGGUCAUUAACUAACUAUUGUGCCCAU
This is a messenger RNA of Rosa chinensis, 741 nucleotides long. Its product is annotated as ethylene-responsive transcription factor ERF109. The transcript has a single exon. The record is from RefSeq and is a predicted model, not a curated record. Gene Ontology annotation, biological process: regulation of DNA-templated transcription; ethylene-activated signaling pathway. The coding region runs from base 1 to 603 and encodes 200 amino acids. Lineage: Eukaryota; Viridiplantae; Streptophyta; Magnoliopsida; Rosales; Rosaceae. Gene Ontology annotation, molecular function: DNA binding; DNA-binding transcription factor activity.